Molecule: messenger RNA, 5562 nt
Organism: Amoebophrya sp. A25
Lineage: Eukaryota; Dinophyceae; Syndiniales; Amoebophryaceae
Source: the annotation of a GenBank genome assembly
GGUGCAUUGCCCAGAAAGACGAGUCUUUCGCUGCUCUCAAAGACGACCUUGCCGCUCGGUAUGAGGAGGCUUCACAGCGCUCUCGCGAGGCGUACGAGACCUCGUUGAAAGAGCGAGACCAACAGGUGAACCGACUUUCGAGCACGGACAGCGCCUCUUCGGGUUCGCAUCGGCUGUUGGAACAACAACGCGAACGAAUUUCGUCCUUAGAAGCUCGAGCUAAAGAGGCUGAUGACUUGUUCGACGCGCUCAAGGUGAAACUGUCCACGCAACGUAACGAGUACGAGGCCGAGGUCGGUCGGCUCAAGAUAGUGGUCGCAAAACUUGAAGCGAAGACUCUUUCGAGCGCUGGUGGCCUCCAUGGACCUUCUGGACCUACCUCUCCUGGCGGUGAGGUUCCGGAGAAACCCGAGCUGCAGGCUGAACUUGAGAAAAUGCAACUGUUGUUGACGUCGUUAAAAAUAGAGAAAGACACUCUCUUAUCCUCGAAGGAUGGCAACGAGAAACGGUUGCAAGAUCUUGCGAACAGUUUGUCGGAAGAGAUCAAAGGGUUGAAAGAAACUCACGAAACGCAGCUAACUGCUGCAACGGCCAACUCCGACACGCAACAUCAAUUAAUUGAGACCCUCGAAGACCAACUCCAACAUGCCAACCGCAAGUGGACUGAGACGGCCGCUGCGUUAGAAGAAAUGAAAGAGAAAUGUCCUGCAGAGUCGCAUGAGGAUAUCCUCUCGGUUUCUUCACCGGUCGUUGCGACGGAGGAGGUUGACCGGUUGAAUCAACAGUUUGAGACGGUGCGGGAUGAGCGUGACCAACUCCGCGCCCAAGUUUCUGCCCUCGAGCGGACAGUCUCUUCGGUUAUUUCUCCUCCCCUCCCUGCUGGAGGUCCGGCUGUCGACCGAGAAUCGGAAGUUUUACGAUUGAAGACCGACUUGUUGGAGAGCGCCAAGAGAGAAGGACGGCUAAAGAUCCAACUUAAGGAGCAAGAAGCUGAACAUCGCCGUAGUCUUUCGAAGACGCGAGCGUCUCUUCUGAGUUGCCCUCGGGAGCCUCCAGGACUCGAGAACGAACCUUGCACGACAGAGGCCUCGCCUCCUACGCCUCCACCGAAGAAAGACGACGGUUUGGAUACUCAGUCACUUGUUGGUUCAGCUCCAGGAGGACCGUCGCAUUUUCCGGAUGCCGCCGCACCUUGGGACCGUGCCUCGAAAUCGCGGAUUGCCUCUUCCGGUGCAGCGCCGGACCGGCUCCUCUCUUCCGCUGGCUCCGGUUGGGCGCUGAGUGGUACUGAAGAGCAUCUUGACAAUCGAGAUGGAGAUGGUCCUUGGACGACCGUCGGCCCUCGGCGAGGACUUGCUCCUGCUCCUCCGGCAGCUCGCAAACUCUCUUCCGUGAUGACGGGAAUGGGACAAAACCGGUGGUCGGUUGGACCUGCUUUUCCACAAGGAAGCACUCCUCCUUCGGUUCUCCGAACCUCGGCUGCGCCGGGCGGAUCUGGACAUUCGACUUCGUCGACCCUUGCAUCGCCACCGACUGGUCAGCAACAUGGUCAAGUCAAACAUCUGGUUCCGACACCUCCUGUUCCGGGUGCUUCGGUUGGAUGCGACCCCACCGGAAGUUUUCCGGGGGCUGAUGAACGUCAUGGAGUUUUGCUAAAAGGAGUUGGUGAUGAGUUCCGACGUGCAGCUAAAGAGGCUGCCGCGGCUUCGGCGAAAGAGGCUGUUGAGGCCUUGCUUCCUGCGGUCCAAAUGUUGAACAAGAGGAUCGACUCGAUAACUGACACCGCCUCUGUUGAAACGGGGAGCGGGGUUUCCAAGAAAGAAGACCGACGUGUGGUGCAUGCCCUUAGCCCCGUUCGUGAGACUGACGGGUCGUCUGCGAGUGAUUCUUCGGCCGAUAGUUCUGAUGAGGACCAGCACCGGAGGACAAAGAAGAAGAAGAAUCGCAAAAAUUACUCUAACCGAUUCGGUUGCAAGAUUCCGACAGGACAUAAACCACUUCCACCACCUCCUGACGGCUGCUCUGAUUUUCCGACAGCCCAUUUGCCUCAUUUCGGGACAAAAGAUGAGAACAACCUGUCUCGCCGAGAGAAGCGAGAAGAGCGCGCUGUUCUUCUGGAUCGCACCCGUGUUGGUGGUACAGGUGGAGAUGCGGUCGAUGGCAGCCACUCGUUGCCGGUACCGGCUGCUGGAUCUCACUGUUCGGAUGAAACGGAACUCAGCCCUUUGAAACCUUACGUUGACCCGUUCCGUGGGUUCGAAGCCCGUCUCUGGACCCGAUUGCAGUCUGCCUCACGGCACGGGCGCAGCAACACAGGAGAGCAGGCCUCUCAGUACGACCGAGCUCGCAACGAGAUCCGCUACCUUGCUAAGAUUCGGGACCGCCCCAACCUGUCCGACCCGCAGAAAUUCUGUGGAGGAGUUGACUCUCCGCACCUGGAGACGCUUACUUGUGGUCGUGCUAUCCCGGUUAAGGAGGACACAGGCAGUGGGUCUGCCCCCAAUAGCACUUCCGAUAUGAAUCUCCUUUCAUCGCCCGCUUACUGCGUCGUCCGACCUGAGUCUUCCGCUGAGUGGGAUCGUCGGCGAGUAGCGUGCGUCGAGUCUGACUUGCCUCGCCGGUGGCCUCGAGGCUAUUGCUUGGCCUCGCUUCUCGGUGAAGCUUACACAGCCAGCUUCGAGGAGAACUUUUUGCGGAUGACGAGCGGUGCUGCAGCUACGGCACCUCCGCCGUUUGAGCAAAUUCAUGUCACUGCUACGUCUGAUAGCUGGGGAAAACACCAAUUGUACCUCGACCAGCUCCUCGAGAGGAUCCGAUUUUAUAGAUCACACAAUUUUCGGCUUGGGCUGAUCUCACAUUUGAAAUGCGACUCUCAAGAAGCCAAGUUUGCGUAUACGGAAGCCAUCCGGGUGAUUCCCUUUAACGACACGACCCUCGAGCAGUAUCUCGUCUUCGAGAUGGUGCUGGCGACCCGGUCCUUCAUCCAAUAUGACGUUCUCUUGCAAGAAAUCCAGCAGGAGUUCUAUUUCGAGCUGGACACGCAAAAGAUGAUGGCCCGUACUGCAAUGGGCGAGUGGGCUGAUCAUUAUACACAGACUGAGAAGAAACUUCGCAAUGUUGGCUACUUUUCGCGCGAUUACCGGUACGGCAGCAACAUUUUCGAAGCUCGUUCCGCCGUUUUCCAACCGGGGUUCAUCGUCAAUUUGGUUUCGCGCACUGUCCAGGCUUCCACGGAUGGUUGUUUGAAAACGGAGGGGUCCCUUCCGUCUGGCGGAUUCGUCGCGCCGGAUUUACAUGAAGAAGUCCAUAGCCUUUCGAUGAGCCGGGUUGUUCAGUGGUGCGUUAAUAUUGCUGCUGUCACUCGCACAAUGGGACUGGCUACGCACUACCUGCCGCCUAAAGGGCGAAAAGAUCGGUUGUUCCGGGGUGUGGAAACUGGCGAUCCAGAUGGUGUCUUCGAUGAGCCUAUCUGCCCGUUCAAUCGCAUCAACCCUCAUGUUCACGGUUGGAAAGGGACGUCCCUCGACUUGCUCUGUACCGAAGUGUCUGCUAAGGAGGCGGUCCUUUCGUUUCAGCUGCGGUUUGGUACUGAUUACGCUGCUGCUAAGAUAGCAGGUGCGUCUGACGUCGAUAUCCAUGCGAUGUCGCUGGCGUCGGUAGACUCGGAAACGGAUUACCUUUUCAUACAACGCAUUGUGGAAACCCACCGUAGUGAGCUUGCUGCGAAAGGUAACGCGAAAGGGGUUCCGAAAGGAAAAGGGAAUAGCAAAGGUGCAAAAGGCGGCAAGCGUGGUCUGCCGCGCGAGUCUCCGAACGGGGUCGCAAAGGGCAGUGCAGAAAACCGCAAUCGUGCUUCUGCCCGACCGAGGCCGCCGGUUUCCCGUUGUGGUUCCACGUUGCACUCGUCGGCCGAUCACGACACUUCGGACGCCCUUUCUGGAUUUGGUCGAGCAGCGGGGACGGCUACGUUGUAUCAGGACCGCCAAUGCCCGGAUUGUAAAAUCUCGCAUUCAUAUUGGGUCCUCUCGUUUUCGGGUAGUGGUGGCGUCCAGUCUCUUUGUCCUACCGCGAUUCAUCUGUUGCGGGCGCGUCACAACUCAAAACAUAACGGGAGCAAUCUUUCGUGUGCGCGCAUUGCGGGUACCAGCUGCCCUGGGGAUGGUCUUGUUGUGCGUGCUGCGACUGUCGCGGCGGCUGGCGGAGCGAAAGCUUGGUUAGACGAAAGGCGCAACGAAACAGUAAAGCAAAUCCUUCAAGAGAUCCAGCUUUACAACAUAGCUCUCGAGCUUGCAAUGAAGGCCGCGUCUUCGCCGAAUGUCGAAGGGUUGAAAGAACUUUGUGGGCCCGAAGACGGUGCUUCCGGGUUCGAGUGGUUGUUGUUCUAUGUCAUUGACUCCUACGGUGGAUGGGACGACCCAACGGUGCCUGCGGCGCCUGCUAACCUCGCGGCAGCAGCCGCUCUUUACUACGGUUACUCUCCACUGCAGUAUUUUCCACAAGCAACAGAUUCUGGACCUGCGUUCUCGCGUUCUGCGCCCGCAGGACAGGAAGGUCUGGUAGGGUCUGUGCCCCCAGAGACGUCUUGGUACCCGGGCGAGUCUGCCUGUCAGCCGUACUCGUUGUCUUAUUCGGCCGACCUAUCUCAGGCAGAAGAACCGACAGGAACGGGACCUGUUUUCCAACUUGGAUCCGGUUCUUGUUACUCUUCGGUUUCUGGAGCUCAGCAUUUUGGCGUCCAUGUCCCUGCACCGAUCGCAACGCCCGAAAUCCCAAGUGCUCCUCUAAGCGGACUUGCCCCUAGCGAAGAGCCAGUAGGAGACGCGAUUGCUCGCUACCUCGGAACCGGUUACCUUUCGUACCAGGGCGGAUGUCCGACACUCGAUCCUGCGCGUAAUACUCCACUUGACCCAACGAGUCCGCCGGUAGUACUUGCAGCUCAUUUGGGCCUUGUGAGUCCGCCGUCCCAAAUCCAGGAACUCGAAGAAAGACAACCUCCACUACCUCCCUUGCAGAAUACCCGGUUGGGCGACGUUGUUCAGGUCGAUGGGAUUGGUACUUUCACGGUGCCUCCUGGCGGACCAAAUGAUUAUAUGAAUGGUCUCAGUCUCUCUGAAGACAAUCCCGUUAUCGCGACUGUGCAAGCCGGUUCGGUGCUGUUAUACCGCCCUUUCCUUUCGGAGGAGUUUCUUGCCGAAACGGUUGGUCCGGAAAUUGGUAAUGAGCAACUUGGUGAAGACACCCCGUUCCCUGAGUUACCUCCGUUUCCAUCGGCAAGCGACCGGGUCGAAGACAACUUAUUCGACCUUCCACUUAGCGACCAUUCUGGCGCUGGAGCGGACAUCGACGCGGUUGAAACAGAUCUUGUGUCUAGAUCCCUUGCUGUUCGAGUCGUCGCUGCGCGAAGGGUUCGCCGGGCUCGCGACAAUUUCCGGGUGUCGCUUGCAGCGACAGAAACAGCAGAUGAGCUGGUCCAACGACAGGUUGCCCCACAGGACGUCGCGUAUUGUAUUUCGCUCCUUGGCUCUGUCUUGCCGGCGGUCACCGAUGAGGAUGGUUUCCGAG